Molecule: messenger RNA, 2491 nt
Organism: Pimephales promelas (fathead minnow)
Lineage: Eukaryota; Metazoa; Chordata; Actinopteri; Cypriniformes; Leuciscidae
Gene: jmjd6
Product: jumonji domain containing 6, arginine demethylase and lysine hydroxylase
Biological process (GO): phagocytosis
Cellular component (GO): nucleus; cytoplasm
Molecular function (GO): histone H4R3 demethylase activity; P-TEFb complex binding
Source: RefSeq, a predicted model, not a curated record
CUGUAUCGCGCACUGUACUGUCGUCCGCGAAAGAACUACACACACAUCUACAAGGCCUCCAGUGACUGACUAGCCACUCUCCAUAGACUUUCAUUGCAUUGGCAUCGGACUUAGCAAUAGCACGCGGGCUAAAAAAGCGUCACCCGAAGACAAGACGUGCCGAAACCCUGAAGAAUGAACCAUAAGAGUAAGAAACGGAUCAAAGAAGCGAAGCGGAGCGCCAGACCCGAGCUGAAGGACUCGAGCGACUGGAUCAAACACGAUUACUGCGAGAGCUUCGACGUGUCGCACAGGACCGUGAAGGACAACGUGGAGCGAGUGGACACCCUGCGCCUCAGUCCCGAGGAGUUCAUCCAGCGCUUCGAGAAGCCGUACAAGCCCGUGGUCCUGCUCAACUGCCAGGAGUCGUGGCCCGGCCGGGACAAAUGGACCUUGGAGCGACUCAAGCGCAAAUACCGCAACCAGAAGUUCAAAUGCGGCGAGGACAACGACGGCUACUCUGUCAAGAUGAAAAUGAAGUACUACGUGGAGUAUCUGGAGUCGACCCGCGACGACAGCCCCCUCUACAUCUUCGACAGCAGUUUCGGGGAGCACGCCAAGCGCCGCAAGCUUCUGGAGGACUACCAGGUGCCCGUUUUCUUCAGGGACGACCUCUUUCAGUUUGCGGGGGAGAAGCGACGCCCGCCGUACAGGUGGUUUGUGAUGGGUCCUGCCCGCUCUGGGACGGGCAUCCACAUCGAUCCGCUCGGCACGAGUGCGUGGAACGCCCUGGUCCAGGGCCACAAGCGCUGGUGCCUGUUCCCCACACACACGCCCCGUGAGCUCAUCAAGGUGACGCGAGAGGACGGGGGAAACCAGCAGGACGAGGCCAUCACCUGGUUCAACGUCAUCUACCCCCGCACACAGCAGCCCUCCUGGCCGGCCGAAUUCAGGCCCCUGGAGGUGCUCCAGCACCCGGGCGAGACCGUGUUUGUGCCCGGUGGAUGGUGGCAUGUCGUCCUGAACUUGGAUACGACUAUUGCUGUGACCCAGAAUUUCGCGAGCACCACGAACUUUCCCAUCGUGUGGCACAAGACGGUGCGAGGCCGACCCAAGCUCUCCAGGAAGUGGUACCGGAUCCUGAAACAGGAAAAGCCAGAUAUCGCAGCUCUGGCAGAUAAAGUGGACCUGCAGGAAUCGACGGGCAUCGCCUCGGACAGCUCCAGUGACUCCUCGUCCUCGUCCUCCUCCAGCUCCUCCGACUCCGGCUCAGAGGCCGACUCGGGCUCCGAGGGGGACGCCAUGACCCAUCGCAGAAAGAAGAGGAAAACCUGUGGCCAGAUGGGAAACGGGGACAUCACAAGCCAGGACGACUGCGUGAGCAAAGAGCGCAGUUCGUCCCGGUGACGUCACCCUCGUGAAAACAAAACUCAGCCUUAGUGCGCCUUUUGAGAUCAACAAGAACAAGUCACCCAAAUAAUGUGCUUGCUGGAGGAGCAGCUCCGAGGGGAAAGAUGGGAAACCCUUCUCGUGUUGCCUUUGCUGAUGUCACACUCCGGAUAUCCCAGUGCCAAGGUCACUCAUCUGCCGUUUUUAUAUGUCCAAUAUCACGCCCCAUCUUGAGGUAAAACGGCUGGACCUGAUGCGUGUAAUGCUCUGUGAACCUAGAAAUCGAUUAUCUUACUGAUUCUGAGCCGUUUCUCUCUCUCAGUUCGCAGAGAACUUGCCCAUAGUACUUAAAACUGGUAUCCGUGCUGCUUUUUUCUUCACUAAAUCAUUAAGUCGCUCAGUUUUAGAGAAUAAUUGAUUCUAAAAAUGCUAAAGGUUUAAUUAGAAGGCCUAACUAUGAACACAGCCUUCAGUCCGGUUUGAUCUGGUUCUGCUUUAACUCGUCACACAGUCCUUUAGCGUUGGGUUCGCUGGUUAAAUUAGCACGUUUGUGGGGUUUGACUGAAACAGGAGGUGUUGUUCUGUUCUAAACCAUAAGUGAAACACAAGAGGGCGCUAAUGCUUAUUUAUUCUACAGUGCACUAUGAGCCACACAGAAGAGGAAAGUGACUAACCUGUAAUGUCUUAAAGUUUUGAAUUCGUUUUUUUUUUAACAGAAGGUAAUGACGUUAAUCCAAAACUGGUAACCUGUCAUGACCUAAAUUUGUUUCAGGGGUACAAUAACGGUCUUUUAUGUUGUGAUUGGACGUGAGGCGUUUAAUGUCCAGAGCGAGUGUUGUUGAAAUGUUUGUGACCACGUGUAACGCAUCAAAGAGGAAAGAUGUGGUUAAAAAGUGCCUAUUUUUACCUGAUGUCGGUUGCUUUGAGCUCUCGUAUUUCUCAUAUCUCGUUUCUCAGCUGCGGAUUUGAAUGGCAAAUAUUACGAUUUAACACGAUAUGGAUGAAGCCUGCCGUUCUCGUUGCUUCAGAUCUGUCUUCUUCAAUGGCUUGGUCAUGUGACACCCUAAGAUCAAAACAAAAUGAAUGAUGAUGAUUGUUUAAUAAAAGUUUCUAUGUAUUUGUC